This is a messenger RNA of Condylostylus longicornis, 1927 nucleotides long. It is a transcript of the gene bai, whose product is annotated as transmembrane emp24 domain-containing protein bai. The record is from RefSeq and is a predicted model, not a curated record. Gene Ontology annotation, biological process: Golgi organization; intracellular protein transport; endoplasmic reticulum to Golgi vesicle-mediated transport. Bases 76 to 708 code for a protein of 210 amino acids. Gene Ontology annotation, cellular component: endoplasmic reticulum-Golgi intermediate compartment; endoplasmic reticulum; Golgi apparatus. Lineage: Eukaryota; Metazoa; Arthropoda; Insecta; Diptera; Dolichopodidae. The transcript has 5 exons.
GAAAUUUGACACUAAUUUUUGGAUUACAUUGGGUUAUAAAAAUUUUUCUACUUUGCUUCGUUUUAUUAAUAAAAAAUGGAAAUUUUAAUUUAUAAAAUUUUAUUUUUAACUUGUGUAUUUGUUUGUUUGGUAGAAGGUAUUAAAUUUAAUUUAUAUCCAAAUACACAAAAAUGUUUAAAAGAAGAUAUGCAAGCAAAUCAACUAAUAGUUGGAGAAUUUGAAGUUACGGCGGUACCUGAAUCGCCUGAACAAACUGUGGAUUACAUUGCUAGAGAUACUAGAGGUCAUAUUUUAUCUCAAAAGGAACACAUUUCGAAAGGGAAAUUUACAUUUACUUCCGAAGUUUAUGAUACAUAUGAAAUAUGCUUUAUUUCUAAAGUUCCGCCACAUUCUAGAGGUAUUACACGUGAAGUUACGUUGGUGACAAAAAAGGGCAUAGAAACGAAAUCUUAUGAAGGAAUAGGGGAGGCAGCCAAACUUAAACCUCUUGAAGUUGAUUUGAAACGAUUAGAAGAUUUAUCAGAUUCUAUUGUUCAAGAUUUUGCUUUAAUGAGAAAACGUGAAGAAGAAAUGAGAGAUACCAAUGAAUCAACUAAUAGUCGAGUACUAUUCUUUAGUAUAUUCAGUAUGUGUUGCUUAUUAGGCCUAGCAACUUGGCAAGUUUUGUAUUUGAGAAGAUAUUUUAAAGCUAAGAAAUUGAUUGAGUAAUUAAAACUUUUUGUAAUUUAUAAUUUUUUUUGAAAUUAAAUUUUUCCAAUAAAAUUUUUGGUGUUAUUUUUUCAACCAAAAAUUUGAUCUAAAUUCCUGAAAGUAGAAGAGGCAGAAGAAAUUAUAAUUUUUUGAAUUUUAAAUGGGUUUUCUUCAUAAUUCUCACUUUUUAUUCUAAUUUAACAAUAACUUUGGAAAAUGCAUAGGUACAUAGAUCCUAAAAACAAUUUCUCAACAUUCAGUGUCUUUGGUCUUUCCACUUUUUUUCAAGAAAAAAAUUAUUUGUGAUUCAUGUUGAUGAUAAUUUUUGGGGUUUUCAUCAAAUUGUGGAGUCUUAAUUUUUUAUUUCCUGUACGAUAGAAUGAUGUAUAUAUGUAUAUAUAUAAUGUUUAUUAUUGAAAUUUAAAUUAAAAAAAUUAUAAUGAUAGGAAGCUUUGCACCUACAUUUGAAGAUCCUAAAGUUUUGCAAGUUUCUUUUUAAUACGACUAACAUUUAUAUAGUUGAUAUGUAACUGCAAAAUGGCAAUUUAGAAAUGUUAUUACAUUCAUAUUCCAAUCCACUGUUAUAUAAAGUGACAUACACUGUUCCGAAACUCUAGCCUCAAUUAUUAUUCAUUGUGAAAAAAGCUGUGGAAAACUAAAUAAAUAAAAAGACAAUUAAAAAUUUAACCCUGUAUUUCUUUAAUUGGAAUUUUUCAACAUUAUUUAUUAUAACUUUUUAAUUUUUAAUAGUUUUUAUACACUACAAACAAACGUACAUGUAAACAAAAUUGACUAGUUUAAUUAUUUGAAAAAUUAUUUUACUCUUCUUAUUUUAUUCCCCUCACACAGAAAGCAAUUUUUUAAUCAUUCAACUUAAAAUUUAAAUACAUUUAAUUUUGUUUCUCCUAUUUUAAUUAUUUUUAAAUUUAGAUUUCAAAAAUUAAAAAUACAUAAUAUUAGUUUUAAUAAGAAAAAUCAAAUGGAAUUAAAGAAAAGUAGUUAUUUCUUGAUUAUAACAAUAACCAAGAUUAUUUUUAUUAAAUUAUUGCAAUAUGCUUUAUUAUUUAUUUUUUCUUUUAUGAAUUUUUUUUUUCAAUUUAAAUAGAGUAUUAUUAAAAAAAUCAUAAACAACAUUUAUGAUUUAUUUUAAGACCACAAUGGUCGUCUUUUGUUAAUAAUUCUUUGUUUUCCUUUAUACAUAACUAUUUUCAAUCUUUUACUUAUAAAAAAAUAUGUA